Messenger RNA from Xenopus laevis (African clawed frog), 1821 nucleotides. Its product is annotated as huntingtin-like. The transcript has 4 exons. Bases 5 to 580 code for a protein of 191 amino acids. Lineage: Eukaryota; Metazoa; Chordata; Amphibia; Anura; Pipidae. The record is from RefSeq and is a predicted model, not a curated record.
AUCAAUGCUAUCCUUUCUCCUCUGUGAUAUGCUAACUCCUACUGCAACUCCUGCGAUACGGAAAGGUUUCCCUGUUGAAGCCCGGGUAGUAGCGAGGAUUCUUCCACAGUUUCUAGGUCACUUUUUCCCUCCGCAAGAUGUGAUGAACAAGGUCAUUGGGGAGUUCUUGUCAAACCAACAGCCCUACCCACAGUUUAUGGCAACAGUUGUUUACAAGGUCUUUCAGACAUUGCAUGCCACCGGCCAGUCCUCCAUGAUCCGUGACUGGGUCAUGCUGUCUCUCUCCAACUUCACUCAGCGAACACCCGUUGCCAUGGCGAUGUGGAGCCUCUCCUGUUUUUUUGUCAGCAGGUGGAUUUCAGCAAUUCUCCCGCACGUCAUCAGCAGAAUGGGCAAAUCAGAACUGGUGGACGUCAACUUGUUUUGCCUGGUUGCCAUAGACUUCUACAGACAUAAGAUCGACGAAGAACUGGACCGGAGAUCCUUUCAGUCAGUGUUUGAGCUGGUGGCUUCCCCCGGGAGUUCCUAUUACCGCCUGUUGUUGUGUUUACAGAAUGUGCAUAAGAUCACGGCGUUCUGAUUGUGUUCGCCUUCAAGAUAGGAAUAGAUAUCCCCUGCCCAGAGACUUCUGGGACAUGAAAACCCUCACCAAAUGGAAGUGGAGCUCCUGCGACCUUCUGAUUAUAAAUGUAAAUUUGCUUCAUUAAUGUGACCGUCCGUAUCACAAGUGGGCGUAUUUAUGGUAGGGAUCUGAUUAUGGAUGCUUCUUGGUUGGAAUUUCCAAAAAAAAGAAGUGUGUGGCCGAAUGACAGAAUAUUGUAGGUUAUUACUGUUGCAUAUGUUUUAUUAGCAGAAUAGGGACAGAUGUGCAAACCCAUCACUGCGCUAACCUUUCUCUCUCUCAUAAUUUGACUUAUAGUACAGGUAUGGGAGCGGUUAUCCAGAAUGCUCAGGACCUGGGCUUUUCCGGAUAACGGAUCUUUCCGUAAUUUGGGUCUUCAUGCCUUAAGUCUACUAGGAAUUCAUUUAAAGAUUAAAUAAACCCAAUAGACUGGUUUUGCUUCCAAUAAGGAUUAAUUAUAUCUUAGUUGGGAUCAAGUACAAGCUACUGUUUUAAUAUAACAGAGAAAAAGGAAAUCAUUUUUAAAAAUCUGGAUUAUUUAGAUAAAAUGGAGUCUAUGGGAGACAGCCAUUCCGUAAUUUGGAGCUUUCUGGAUAUCAGGUUUCCGGAUAAGGGAUCCUUUACCUGUACAAGGGUUUGGUAUUUAUCCUGAGCCUUCUGCACCAGAGCAUCCCCCAUAAGAUAAAUAGAUGCAAAAAAUGGACGUAUAUUGCAAUUAUUAUGUAUUUUUAUGUAUUAGGGAUUUCCAACCUGAAGCUUUCCAGCUGUUUUUAAAGGUGAACUAUCGCGAAAAUGAAAAUUUAAUAUAAGCUUCCUCAUACUGAAAUAAGAAACUUUCUAAGCGGCGUUAACAGCAGGUGGUGCAGUUUCAAAUUCACUUUAUUAGUAGUGAAAAAAGUGCUUAUAUCUUGAAAAGGAGAAAAAAAUAUAAACUGCAAAAUUACUCAGAAGAGUGCUCUGGGCAGUUUUUGGGAAAUUUAAAAUUCACUUCCUCAUACUGAAAUAAGAAACUUUCUAAAUACAAUCAAUUAAAACUUCUGCAUUGUUUCUGAAAUAAUCAAGUUUAUCUUCACUAUUCCUCUCUCAGCAUCUGUUUCUCUUCAUUCUCUCUUCAUGCAGCAGUUGGGUGUCAGAUAUUCAUUGAAAAGUGAGCCCCACAUGCAAAGGGUUAAUAAUAAUAAAAAUAAUGAUAAUUACAA